AUAUAGUUAGUAACCACCAAACUCUAUCACUCUCAUUUUUAUUUAUCACCUCACUUUUUUCUCUCUCUCUCUUAUUUUGUUGCUCUUUCUUUUUCUACUACUUUUAAUUUAGAGAUAAACACAUUUAUUUGUGUUGGAAUUAAAAAAAAAAAAAAAGAAAUGGCAAUGAAGCUUUUGUGUACCAUUUUCAUCUUUGUUAUGUUCCUCCAUUUUUCUCCCGCAGAAAAUCAUCCAACCCAUACUCAUGACGUUGCUCCAAGUCCAAGCCCACAAUCCUCAAACAUUACUAACAAUCUGCCUUCGUAUGGAUACACCCCAGGAAGCCUGCAGCCUCAAGAAUGUGGACCGAGAUGCUCAUAUAGGUGUUCAAAUACGCAAUACAAGAAGCCAUGUUUGUUUUUCUGUAACAAAUGUUGUGCAAAGUGUUUGUGUGUUCCUACUGGUACUUAUGGCAACAAGCAAUCUUGCCCUUGCUACAACAAUUGGAAGACCAAGAGGGGUGGUCCCAAAUGCCCUUAAUCUUUAACUUUUUAUAAUUCUUAAUAGUUAAUACCAAUCCUUACAACUUUUGUGUAUUUAACGUUUUAAUACGUGCUUUCGUCUUUCUCAAAUCAAUUUCUCUUUUGUAAUACCAAAAUAUUGUUUUUCAUAAUAUGAUAUAAUACAAUAUAAUAUAAUCUGGUGCAACAUAUGGAUGUCAUUUGGUCUUUGAUAUGGUAUAAAUCUUACAACUUAGGUGCACAUAAUUACCAUUAUA
Molecule: messenger RNA, 757 nt
Organism: Chenopodium quinoa (quinoa)
Lineage: Eukaryota; Viridiplantae; Streptophyta; Magnoliopsida; Caryophyllales; Amaranthaceae
Product: protein GAST1-like
Exons: 4
Coding region: 160-519 (119 amino acids)
Source: RefSeq, a predicted model, not a curated record